CUCACUUUAGUCGGCAUUGAUUAAUGUUAGAAAGAGAUAACAAAAAUGGGAGAAGUGUAGUGUUGAAAAAAGAUAACAAAAUUUCUGUUUUUGUGUUCAAUGCGUUAAAUAUUUGAAGCGAAAAACACGUGUGUAUUAAAAUUUAUAACAAAAUGACUGAAUUGAACAAAAAAUCGAAACCGAAGUUGAAUAAAGUUGAAAAAAUUUUACAACGUGAAAAUGUGUUUAUUAAGGAUUUAUACAAUGUUUUAUGCCUCCCGACAAUAAAAGAAGAAAAUAAUGAAUUGGAGGAUGAUCUUUUAUCAAAAAAACCAAAUUUUAAUAAUUCAAAAACGACGAGAGCUAAAUCGUUGGUUGAUUUGCAAGAAAGAAUAAAUAAAUUAAAAAAUAAGUCAAAUUCGAAUUAUAAACAACAAUUACAAAAGAAGCAUUUAAAGAAUCGACUUAAAAAGAAAAUAAAACAAGAAAAUAGAAAUAAACAAACUAAAAUUAAAAGCGAACCAACUAUUAAAUUAGAAAACGGAGAUAAUAAAGAAUUAGAAAAAACGAAAACGAUGGUAUUUUCAAAGAUUAAUUUCGAUGGAUUAGGUAAUCAAAAGAAGAAAAAAAUGGAAAAAGAUCCUAAAAAAAUACUUGAAAAAGUUGAAGAUGUAAAUAAGAAAGUUGCUGAAUUAAAAUCGGUUGGAGAAACUAAAAAAGCAAUUGAAAUUCGGGAAAAAACCGCUUGGAAGAAUGCUUUGGCUAAAGCGGAAGGAAUUAAAGUUAAAGACGAUCCGGUUUUAUUAAAAAAAUCGAUUAAAAAGAAUGAACAAAAAAAGAAAUCCAGCCAGAAGAAAUGGGAAGCUAGAAUUCAAGGUGUUGAAAAAGCGAAAGAUGAACGACAGAAAAAACGCACGGAAAACAUUGAAAAAAGACAGAAAGAGAAGAAGGUUACUAAAUUAAAGAAAGCUGCGAAAAGAGGAAAAAUCAUUCCUGGAUUUUAGAAUAAUAAAUUGAUUUAAUUUUGUUUUUAUGUUUGAAGUAAAAAAAAAUAAAAUAAACGUUUUGAUGAUUUCUA
Messenger RNA from Onthophagus taurus, 1057 nucleotides. Its product is annotated as Surfeit locus protein 6. The record is from RefSeq and is a predicted model, not a curated record. Gene Ontology annotation, cellular component: nucleolus. Gene Ontology annotation, molecular function: RNA binding; DNA binding. Gene Ontology annotation, biological process: ribosomal small subunit biogenesis; ribosomal large subunit biogenesis. Lineage: Eukaryota; Metazoa; Arthropoda; Insecta; Coleoptera; Scarabaeidae.